Molecule: messenger RNA, 3979 nt
Organism: Daldinia caldariorum
Lineage: Eukaryota; Fungi; Ascomycota; Sordariomycetes; Xylariales; Hypoxylaceae
Exons: 1
Coding region: 381-3686 (1101 amino acids)
Biological process (GO): RNA 3'-end processing
Molecular function (GO): RNA uridylyltransferase activity
Source: RefSeq, a predicted model, not a curated record
CCUAAUUUGAUAUUCGAGAAAGACGAGGCUCUUAUCUUGUACUUCAUUAACCUUAGGUAUUAUGAAUGCCAACUUUACCUCUUUUUACCCUCUCUAGCCUCCAUCAGGGACGGCCUUCACCAGAUUUCUCUAACAAGCCAUUCAUUACCAACUUCAAUUCUUAUGCGAAAAGCACUCCUGGACAAUUAUGGCCACGAGCAUGGGGUUUUGACAUACAACUGCUGGCGAGUAUUCCUAUUGUUGAGAGCAUAUCCUAUAUCCUAUAAAUUUUAGCAGGAUAUCCUAAUUAUAAUUCGGCAUACCUCUUCAUGACGCUUUUAUCUUUCUAGUCUUACAAUCAUACUAAUCUCGAUAUUCACAUUCUUUCAUUCUUUCCUGCUAUGCAGACCUCUCAAGAUCACGGUGGUCCGCUUGAGGACCGCCUGCGCAGUCUUAUAAUUAGCAACGCAGAUGGGAAGACCGGACAUGUCCUGCAAAGCUCAGCUACUACAAGAACAGAGAGCAUCUCGUUAGAUAAUGCGCCUGGAGUCAAAGAAGAACAGCCAAAGGCAGAGCAAUCAUCUCCUUCGGCGCAAGCCCCUCCUAAGCCGAGCAAGAAACGUCCAAACCAGGCCCAGCGUCGCGAGAUGCGCGCCCAGCUAUCCAUUCCUAUCGACACCAGAGCUCCAGCUCCCUUUGAUGGAAACCCACGUGCAAAUUCACAUCAUACCAAGAACCAAUGGUCUACAUGGCGCAACCCUGAGCAAAAUACAUCUCGCCCUCCUGUGAGUUCAUACAAUGGUGAGCCCCAAGGUCCAGGUGCUGGAGCAAACAACCCUCCCUAUUCAAAUCAGAAACGUCAUCGAGGCGGAUUUGGCCAAGUACCGACGUCUACCCUAGGGCAUCAGCCACCCCAGAGGCAGCAACCUUCGUAUACGUACAAUAAUUUUUCAAAAGGGGUCAACGUGAUAUCGGCGGAUUCAUUCGCGGCUCGCGGUCCUGUUCCUAACUCUUCGCAGUCUUGCCUCUACAACCCCAGCGGGCAACACCAAUCUAUUUUCAGCUCAGAACAGCUCGCGAACCAAUCAGCGCUUCUUGAUGAACUUUGUCGCUUUGUCGUUACAGGCGCGGAGAUUGAGCCCAGUGAUAUCGCUGAAAAAGAAUACUUCCGUGCUCGGGUAGAGGCGAUUUGCCGCGAUGUUAUCAGUCGUCACGAGAUUGAAAGUAAUAGAAACCCGAACUUCCAGCCUUACAGUGUAGAACUCAAAUGUUUCGGGAGUCUCGCGUCCGGGUUUGCGACGAAGGCGGCUGAUAUGGAUCUUGGUCUUCUCUCUCCUAUGUCUUGGUCCUCGCCAGAAUCACCAGACUCGCCCAUCCCACGCCUCAUUGAGAAAGCAUUACUUGAGCACGGCUUUGGUGCUCGUCUUCUUACUCGUACCCGGGUGCCAAUCAUCAAGCUCUGCGAAAAGCCUAGCGAAAAACUCCGUUUGGAUUUGUUGGAUGCGCGAGCUAAGUGGGAAAAGGGGAUAACAGACGAUAGUCAUGAAGCAACAGACGACGUUAUAGAUGAUCAAGAGCAUCCUGACGGUGCUGCUGACGGUACUACCGCUAUCAUUGCCACCACCGAAAUCGAACAUUCGCCAUCCAGUAACCAGCAACGAGACUCCCAAGCGCGGUCUGGCCCCGCGGAGAGGACCUAUGAAGAGCAGCUUGCUUCUUUGAAGCAGGCCGACUCUCAGUCGCUGGUAGCAUAUUAUGGUAACGCUAAACGGCUUCUACGUCGAUUAAAUGGCCGCGAUAUCACUAUAUCAAAUGCGGCAGGCUUCAAAGAUACGGACUACAAAGUUCUUGACGAUGUCUCCAAUGCGUUCGUCGACGGCCUUCAUGAUGAGGAUCUAAAACAACGAAUACAUACAUAUCCAUCACUCUCUUCCAAUGCCACAUCGGAGCCACCUAAUCGCCGCUCGCUCAUGGGCGUUUUCAUGAUCGUGGAAGGCGAACAACUUGCGAUCAUUUGGGAAACACAAGAGAUAAGAGAAAAGAACAUCAAAUGGAGACAAGGCUCUAAAUCUGUCGUCGAAGCUUGGAAGAAUCUCCUGUGUAAUAAGUCUUUCGGUACAGAACCUCUUAUACUAAAUCGGGAACUUCAUUUGGCUCUUGAACAGCUUCGCCAGAUCCCAUUGGUGCAGCUUAUGCAGCUUAAACAAGACCAACACGAGUCACCUACCCAAUAUCACGCAAGGGCUACCAAGAUCACGAAUAGUCUAUUCCCCGCUCAUCCAUCAUCAAAUAAGUCAUCCCUUCCUGAAACCUCCCAGCACUAUAUAGCAGGUAUCCGUGACAAGUACAUAAGGGAUGAGGUUCAAAAGUUCGCAGAUACGACUGGAGUGCAGAAUCUGAGGAUACUUGCUAAGAAACACAAAAUUAUUCAUCUUGUCGUUGAAUACGAAAGGGCUAUUGAGAAGGGUCUCUACCGCGAAGAGGAUCUACCAGUCAUUCGAGAGUACAUGAAGAUCCUCCAGGAGGACUUCUUGUAUCAGACACCAGACACAGAUAGGCCCACAGCUGAUGCGUUCGAUUUUAUAGUCCCAGCUACCGAGAAAAUAAUUUCAUUGAUCGAAAAGAUUAGGCAACUUCCUGAUCCAUCCAAGCUCGCCCCAAAUAAGCCAAGGGAUCGAUAUCACGAUAGCCUGGAGUUUCCUAAAGAUGGCGUUGGCGUCCAGUGCGAUAUCAACUUCUCUGCCAAUUUGGCCCUCCAGAAUACCUUACUCCUACGCUGCUAUUCCUACACUGAUCCCCGCGUGAGGCCAAUGGUCCUCUUUGUAAAACACUGGGCUAAGGCUCGUGGAAUCAAUACACCAUACCGCGGAACACUGAGCAGCUAUGGCUAUGUUCUUAUGGUACUACACUAUCUUGUCAAUGUUGCGGUGCCUUUCGUAUGCCCCAAUCUUCAGCAGCUCGCUCCCCCUGAUCCGAGCCUUCCGGCAGAAGCUCUUGAGGGUCUCACUACAUGCAGGGGCUGGAACGUUCGAUUUUGGAGGGAUGAACAGGAGAUUCAGAGACUGGCACACCAAGGCCAGCUCAACCAGAAUAGGGAAUCUCUCGGGUCAUUACUCCGAGGAUUUUUUGAAUACUAUGCGCAGAGUCACGUAAUGAGCACUACUCGUAAACGUGGCUUCGACUGGGGCCGGGACGUACUAAGCUUGCGAACACACGGUGGAUGGCUCUCAAAACAAGAAAAGGGUUGGACAGGAGCGAAAACAGUCUUGCAAUUGGAGACGGGCGCCCUCCCAAACCCAGCCGAAGCGGGAUUCAAUAGCAAAGCAAAUUCACCCACAGAUGGCACGAUCAGACAGCAAGCUACAACAAACGGACAAGUGGACGGUAUUAAGUCGCAAGAUGGCACCCCUGUACCACUGACCAGGCCAAAGGAAUUAAAGGAAGUACGUCAUCGAUACCUGUUUGCUAUCGAAGAUCCGUUUGAGCUUGAGCACAACGUCGCUCGGACUGUGACUCAUAACGGCAUUGUAUCCAUCCGAGACGAAUUUCGACGUGCCUGGAGAAUUAUCAAGUCUGCCGGUAAAAAUGGACAAGCUGUGGAAAACCUGCUGGAGGAUAUCCAAGUGGAAAGCGAAAAGGCGGAGAGGAAGCAGUUCACAGAACUAUUAGAGGAGAUACAUGGACCGGGUAUCUUCUCGUCUCACUAGCUGCCCACGCGAGUGUGUAUGUUUGAAACUGUAAGCCCUGCUCCAUAGUGGCGGAUCUCGCUUGCUACUUGUGGUCUUAGCUGACUGAGCUGGCUUCUACAACUCUGUUGACGUGUUGAAGGGAAACCAAAUGCGUGAUUAAGUGGUCUCGUUCUUCAGGUUAAUAUAAUGUCUGUAUAGUUACUUGUCUAAUAGCUCCUUCUUGCUACCAUCAGCGCCAAAUAAGAAUUGCUACAAUUCAUGGUUCCUUUUUUUUUUUUUUUUUUUUUUUUCAGCAUAUACUUCGUACAUCU